AACUCUCGGGAAGAUGGCGCCCUUAAUUUGGUCACAAGUUGACCGGAGGAAACUUUGACCGCGAGGUGAUUAUCACAGUACAAGCGGCUGUUCACAGGCGGGAUCCCGAGCAGAGCAUAUGCCGAGCUCAAGGAAAGGGCACAGGGACACAAUUCGGUGACCUGGAGGUCAGGGACUCUCAAAGAGCAGAGUCCGUCAGGAGAUCGGAGCGGGAAGACCCGGAAAAGGCGUGGUCAGAAACAGGGCGGGUUUACUGCGCCCCAAACCGGAAGACCCGGAUUGGGAAGCGACGAGGCGGGACGGAUUUUAGCCAGCCCUAAACUCUAAGACCCUCUUGUCCUCCUGAGCUCUGCCCUCGGAUGUCCGACCGCCCAGAGCCUGCAUGCGCCGUGGGGCGCCCCAGGACCAGGAGCUGGUGGGUCCGGGGGCCCCUGGGCGGGGGUCCCGGGGCUCCCCUCCUUCCUCAGGACCCGUUGUCCCGGUGCUGGUCUUUCCCCCGGAUCUAGUAUUCAGGGCGGACCAGAGAAGUGGACCCCGGCAGCUGCUGACCCUCUACAACCCCACGGGAACUGCGCUUCGCUUCCGAGUUCUGUGCACAGCACCUGCCAAAUACACGGUAUUCGAUGCAGAGGGAUAUGUGAAGCCUCAGUCCUGCAUUGACAUUGUGAUACGGCACGUGGCCCCCGUCCCCAGCCACUAUGACGUCCAGGACAGAUUCCGCAUUGAGCUGUCUGAGGAGGGGACUGAGGGACGAGUGGUUGGAAGAAAAGACAUCACCUCUGUUCUUCGAGCCCCAGCGUACCCCCUGGAGCUUCAGGGACAUUCUGAGCCAACGCCCAACCCAGGGCCUCCUGUGUGGACAGGACUGACCCCAGCCAGACAUCUUCAGGAGAGUGUGAGGAAGAAGACUUUGCAGUUGUCCUGGUUUCUAACUUCUAAUCAGAGAGACAAGUUCUUCUCCAGCUCCAACUGCAGUGUCUCAGAUGCCCCCCAGCAGCUGGCCACCAGCUCCUUCCUGCUCUUCUUGCUGGCAGGCGUCAUCUCUGUGGCCUUCCUGCUCCUACCACUGCAGGAUGAGCUUGGCAGCCAGCUGCCUCAAGUCCUGCACGUGUCCCUGGGACAGAAGCUGGUUGCGGCCUACGUCUUAGGCCUCCUCACCAUGGUGCUCCUCCGGACCUGAACUCUCAGCUGAACCCACCUCACCCACCCUCUCCUUCGCAGGCAGGGACCUAAGGCAGCCACUGUGAUGUUUGCACCUUGCUCCUCCUCCCUCGCUUCCGCCCAUCCGUUGCUCCUCCUCCCUCGCUUCCGCCCAUCCGUUGCUCCUCCUCCCUCGCUUCCGCCCAUCCGUUGCUCCUCCUCCCUCGCUUCCGCCCAUCCGUUGCUCCUCCUCCCUCGUUUCCGCCCAUCCGUUGCUCCUCCUCCCUCGCUUCCGCCCAUCCGUUGCUCCUCCUCCCUCGCUUCCGCCCAUCCGUUGAUUGUCAGCCUCCCCACAGCAAGCACCUGGGAUUUGUACUCAUUUUCCAAGUUGAUUAAAAUACAUUUUAAAAAUCAAAA
Molecule: messenger RNA, 1557 nt
Organism: Mus musculus (house mouse)
Lineage: Eukaryota; Metazoa; Chordata; Mammalia; Rodentia; Muridae
Gene: Mospd3
Product: motile sperm domain containing 3
Exons: 7
Coding region: 383-1180 (265 amino acids)
Cellular component (GO): membrane
Source: RefSeq, a predicted model, not a curated record